UUCACACUCCGGUGCCGUUGGGGGCGAUAUUACAUUCAGAAUUUUAAUUUGAAUGGAAUUUUAACCCACCAACGAAGUAGGAAGCUUUAGCCAAAAUGGCGGCUUCCAUGAUGAGGUUGAUCGUGCCUUUUCAAAGGCCGAUGAUCUUCAAGGUUCAGUGUGUAGAGACUUUGCUGGACACUACUGGAUAUUGUCGUCUGCCUACAGUAACCCCACUGCGGACGAAGAAGCGUUACUUCAUUCCAAAGAUGCAUGACACAAAAACACAGAGCAAGGCUGAGCAGGAGGCACAGGCCCGCAGUGCUGGCAUGGUGGUCCAGCAGGAAUAUAUGGAGAGAGCCAUCAACAUUGCCUGCACUGCUGGAAUAUUUGAUCCUUACAUUCCGCCAGAAGGUGAUGCGCGUCUUUCGAAGCUUUCCAAAGAAGGACUGAAGCAGCGCACAGAGCAGCUUAGGCAAAGUGCCGCUUCACAUUUAGCGAUUCGGAAAAUUAAGGAGCAUGAUCCACAGUUUAAUACGAAGGACUUCCCAAAUAAAGCCCUGGAGAUCUUUAUCGAGGCUCACUCUGCACUUACACAGUUUAACAAGGAGAAGCUACAUAAGCUGGUGACUGAGAGGUGUUAUCCUGAGAUGGUGAGGGGCAAUCGCUACAGGACUCUACGCUGGAGCUUCUUAGAGUCCCUCGAGCCGCCUCGCGUAGUGCAUGCCCGCUGCCCAGAUAUGGUCAGCAAAGGCAACCUCUACGGACAGGUCACACUCCGGUUACACUCUCGGCAGACAGUGGCCAUCUAUGACCGAUUCGGGCGUCUGAUGCUGGGGAAUGAAGAUGAGCCACGGGAUGUCCUGGAGUACGUGGUUUUGGAGAGGCAUCUGAUAAACCCCUACGGCUGCUGGAGGCUUCAUGGAAAGAUCAUCCCAGCCUGGGCUCCUCCUAAGGAGCCUGUUAUCAAGACUGUCAUGAUUCCUGGCCCACAGCUGAAGCCAUGGGAGGAGUUUGAGAGCCUCUGUUAUGAAGUGCCCAAGCCCAGAUCUGUGCAGUGGCACCAAUAGCUCCUUUGCUAGCCACUGUAGAAUAAAAGUCUUUCUCCAAAAGUGUCAGAAAGUGAAUUUCUAUUAUGUGCUUUUCUACCAAAAUUCUGCUGUUAGAACAGUUGUGUUGUUAAAAUCAAGAACUGAAUGCAGCUUUGCUAGAUCAGUCUUUCUAGUAUUUCAACAUCAGCUGAAGCAGGGUGAAGCAAAUAAUCCAGUUUUUGUGGGGAGUAGUGACCCUUUUUUGAAGGUCUAUUGCUAAGCAAAUUAGGACACUGUGCCUGUGAUCAGAAAGUUGCCAGGUCAGAUCCCAGGAUUGGCAGAGUGAUGUCACUGUUGUACUCCUGACAAGACCCUUAAGCCCAAUCACUCCAGGCGAUGUCUGACCCUGCUUUCUCACUUGUGUGUUGCUUUGGAUAUAAGUGUCUAAAUAAAUAAAAUGUAAAAAUACUGAAAUUGUAGUAAGAAAUCCAUGAUCCAGCUUAUUAGGUAGUCCUGCUUCUUCAUAGCUCAAGGGAUGUGGGUUAAAUUUGUAUCUCCGCUCUGGAUUUUACAUGUUUGACCUGCAUUGUGAAGGUCUUCUUCCGCAGUGCAGUGAUGUGCAGAUAGUAGGUGUCUAAAUUCCCUGUAUUGUGUGAGUAUGACUGCAUUGGUUAUCUUAGGUGGCAUCUAUGAAUUGCGUCUAGUGUGUAGCCUGUGAUGGAUCGGCAUCACGUGCUAGCUGGGAUAGGCUACAGACCUCCGUAUGACAAACUAUUAUUACAUUAUUAAAUACUAUGUUCAGUUAGUAAAUUAUUAAAGGUACAGUAGCACUUUCUAUGAAUACCAUGUCUAUAAAAAUUAUGAUCACAUUUGUAAUCACAUUUAUAGAUUAAAGUUCCAUUGAAACAAAGUAUUAUAAUCAGCAAUAUAAUGUCAUGACUGUCAAUAGAAGAUGCUGAAAAGAAGAUGAAAGCUUUAAGUGUUGCCAAAGGUACUUCUGUUUUGCAUAUGUAAUACAAAAUAUUGGGGGCAAAUCAUUUAAUAGAGGUUUAAAUUAAAAUUGUAACCAUGCAGCUACAAA
Paramormyrops kingsleyae is the source of this 2091-nucleotide messenger RNA. It is a transcript of the gene mrpl45, whose product is annotated as mitochondrial ribosomal protein L45. Gene Ontology annotation, cellular component: mitochondrion. NCBI's taxonomy places the organism in Eukaryota, Metazoa, Chordata, Actinopteri, Osteoglossiformes, Mormyridae. The record is from RefSeq and is a predicted model, not a curated record.